AUGCCGGCUAUGGCCCGUCUCCUCCCGCGACCUGCACAAACACGGCAUCUUCCACAUCUAGUCAAGCGGUCGUAUUCAUCGCCGACCAUGCAGCCGCACUAUUCCUCGGGCACCGACGAGGCCGCCGCCGCCACGUCGCUCACAGCCCUCCUCACAUCCUCAGGCGGCAGUUGGACGCUAUCCAGUAAUGGAAGCGCCAUCGAACGAAGCUUCAAGUUCAAGACAUUCGCAAAGACUUGGGACUUCAUGACGGCCGUGUCUCUGCAGUGCAAAAUCAAGAAUCACCACCCCGAGUGGUCCAAUGUCUAUAAUUCGACCUUUAUUCGUUGGACCACCCACAACCCGCCAGGCCUUUCGGAAAAGGACCUUGGCCUGGCCGCCCUCUGCGACACCAUAGCCAAGGACUUUGGGGAGCUGGCGCCCGAGCCGGCAAGCUGCGAAAUGAGAACCAUGGCCGACAAAGCGGCCGUGGCGGCUGCGGAUUGCUGUGCGCCAAAGAAAUGA
This is a messenger RNA of Drechmeria coniospora, 504 nucleotides long. RefSeq names its product pterin-4-alpha-carbinolamine dehydratase family protein. The record is from RefSeq and is a predicted model, not a curated record. Lineage: Eukaryota; Fungi; Ascomycota; Sordariomycetes; Hypocreales; Ophiocordycipitaceae. The transcript is spliced from 3 exons. Gene Ontology annotation, biological process: tetrahydrobiopterin biosynthetic process. Bases 1 to 504 code for a protein of 167 amino acids. Gene Ontology annotation, molecular function: 4-alpha-hydroxytetrahydrobiopterin dehydratase activity.